GGGAGUUGCUUCCAUCGCAGACCGCUCUUGGCCAGCCUCUGGCUCCUUCUGGCUGAAGAUGACCCCUUUUGGCUUCCGGAGGAUCUUGAACUGGCUGAAGGAGGAGUACAACAACCCUCCAAUUUACAUCACAGAGAAUGGAGUGUCCAGACGAGGAGACCCAGAACUCAAUGACACUGACAGGAUCUACUACCUCCGCAGCUACAUUAAUGAAGCCCUCAAAGCUGUACAGGAUAAGGUGGACCUUCGAGGGUACACGGUGUGGAGCGUCAUGGACAACUUUGAAUGGGCCACAGGCUUCGCAGAGAGGUUCGGUGUGCACUAUGUGAACCGCUCUGACCCUGCUUUGCCAAGGAUCCCCAAGGCAUCAGCCAAGUUCUACGCCUCUGUAGUCCGCUGCAACGGCUUUCCUGACCCUGCACAAGGCCCUCACCCUUGUCUCCAACAACCAGAAG
Molecule: messenger RNA, 455 nt
Organism: Grammomys surdaster
Lineage: Eukaryota; Metazoa; Chordata; Mammalia; Rodentia; Muridae
Product: lactase-phlorizin hydrolase-like
Exons: 2
Biological process (GO): carbohydrate metabolic process
Molecular function (GO): lactase activity
Source: RefSeq, a predicted model, not a curated record